GGCAGAAGCGGGGUGGGAUUUUGUGUUGUGCAUUUGACUUGUCUCCUUAACAACCGAUGUUAGAGUGAAUCAGAAGAAGUUUUAGCCGGACAAACGCCWCGGAUCGGAAUGGCUGGAACUGUCGAGGGAAAGAAAGAAGAGGCGGACUAUAAGAGACUGCACAGCUUUCCUCUCAUCAGACACACAGACAUGCCAGACGAAAUGAAGGUUGAGACCAUGGAUCUUUGUGUAACAGCCUGUGAAAAGUUUGCCACCAACAAUGAGAGUGCUGCAAAGAUGAUCAAGGAGACCAUGGACAAGCGGUUUGGCAGCUCGUGGCACGUGGUGAUAGGUGAAGGCUUCGGCUUCGAGGUCACGCAUGAAGUGAAAAACCUGCUCUACAUGUUCUUUGGAGGAAGCCUGGCAGUCUGUGUGUGGAAGUGCUCGUAGCACCUCCUCUGCACGCCUCCUCCUCCCUGCUGACACAGUCACCAGGCUGGGAACUAAACACCAGCUACCAGCCAGACACUGGUUACGUUUUUUUUUUUAGCGCGGUUUUGAUUUGUUCAUGCUACCAGCCACAGUGGCGCCGAAAGAGCUUCCAGUUCAGCUUAAAGCACGGCUGCUCAGGAACUUUGAAGUGGUUUUGUCCCUUUGACUGGUGGCAUAAAAAAAGUUACUUGUCUUUAAUUGUUUUUCAUCUCUUUGGGUUUUAUCUCUUCAUCUAAAUCACAUCUUAAACUUGAACGUCAACCUGAAUGUUUGUGUGCGUGUAGGUGCAAGUAAAUUUAACUUUUACAAAAACAAAACAAAAAAACUACAGCCAGCCAGGGUCUCCAAAAUCCUUUAUCCUCAUUCCUCUUCAGGGAGUGUGUGUGUGUGUGAGGGAGUUUACGUGUUUGUGUGUGCUGGACACACACUGUUUUUUGAAAUGCCUUUACAUCGUCACCUUUUCGCAACAUGAUUUGUUCCACCGUUUUUUUUGUUUGUUUUUCCUGUCGUCUGAAAUUUUCCUCACACGUGACCUUCACUCUCCAACAAACAGCACUAUUUCAAUAAAUUUUGUAAUACUUUUUAUGUGUACAUAGUUUGAUGCUGUUAAGAAAAAAAAGCAUGUUUUUGAAGACCAGUGUCAUCUUCUUACAAGAGACUCAGAGCCAAACACUAAACCUGUUCCAACUUUUGUCCUUCUAAAGGAAUUUGUAUAAAGUCUAAAUAAUAUCACCUUAAUGGGUGACAAUACCAAUGUGAUUGUUUCAUGCUGGUGCCAGUUUGAUUUACCUGGUGCAGUGGACCAUUACAUGUGAACUUACCUGAUUGUACAAUAAACUGAACUGUGGUGAAAUUUA
Austrofundulus limnaeus is the source of this 1328-nucleotide messenger RNA. RefSeq names its product dynein, axonemal, light chain 4b (gene dnal4b). Gene Ontology annotation, cellular component: dynein complex. Gene Ontology annotation, biological process: microtubule-based process. The coding region runs from base 109 to 429 and encodes 106 amino acids. The transcript has 4 exons. Lineage: Eukaryota; Metazoa; Chordata; Actinopteri; Cyprinodontiformes; Rivulidae. The record is from RefSeq and is a predicted model, not a curated record.